CAAAGAUGCAGUGCAUGGCAUCUUGGAACACGGAAGGAGUUCUUCAUAGUAUCCCCAAAUUGUGGGUUCAUUACAUGCUUGGCUUUAAUAGUAGCCACUGCUAUGGAUGAGCUGCAGCAGUGUAGCGCAGUAUGUAAAGUGAAGUACAGAUAUCAGCCAUUAAUUAUGUUUCGUUUUCUUUCCACAGUUAAGUUGAUUUUACAGAAUUUAUCAGGUCUUCAAAGCAGAAACAGGUGAUUUUUGCUGUGGGUUGAGCUCAGCAUGGCUGUAGUCAUCCGUUUACAGGGGCUUCCUGUUGUUGCGGGUCCUGCAGAUAUUCGUCGUUUCUUCUUGGGAUUGAAUAUUCCUGAUGGAGGUGUGCAUGUUAUUGGAGGAGAGAUUGGGGAGGCUUUUAUUAUAUUUGCAACAGAUGAAGAUGCACGGCGUGCCAUGAGCUGUUCAGGAGGGUUUAUCAAGGACUCACGCAUAGACCUCUUUCUCAGCAGCAAGGCAGAAAUGCAGAAUACCAUAGAAAUGAGCCGGAAACGAUUUGACCGUGGGGGACGAGAAACUAUGUCUGGCUCUAGAAGAACAGGUAAUAAUGGUCCUGGAGCAUCAGGUGUUGGAGACAUUCCACAUUUAGCCAUGGCUUUUCCAAAAGGAAUAGGUAAACCUGGUUAUGGUCCACCAAAUCAUCCGGAGGCUGGUUUCCAUACCAAUGGCACAAGACAUGGUGAUAUAGGUAUGCCUAAAUCAAGCUAUCAGUCAAGAAAGGAUCCUCAUCCAUUUAACCCAGAUGAUCUUUACUUAUUUCUGCGUGGUAUACCUUAUUCUGCAACAGAAGAUGAAGUACGUGCUUUCCUUUCUGGGAUAAAUGUGGAUGGAGUGAUUCUGAUAAAGCAUCGCAAUGGUUUGAACAAUGGUGAUUGCUUGGUAAAAUUUGCUACGCCUGGUGAUGCCUUAGAAGGACUUAAACGUCAUAGACAGUACAUGGGUCAGAGGUUUAUAGAAAUAAGCCCAUCUACAGAGAAACGGUGGAUUGAACGUGGUGGGAGGGUAGACGUGCCAAAUGAAAUUGAUUGCUUUUUGUGUGAAGACCGUUCUCCAAGAAGUUCAGUCUACAUGCAUUCAAGGAAGCAUUCUCAUUCAAGAUCACCAAGGAGACAAAGAACGCGUUCUCGUUCACCUCCCAGCCAGGAGUAUUACAUACACUUAAGAAAUCUGUCUACUAAUGUGGAGAAGAGAGAUCUGAGAGAUUUUUUCGCUGACCUGGAUAUAUGCAGCAAACAAAUCAAGCUUCUAAUGGAUAAGCAUCAGAGGAGGACUAGAGAUGCCUUUGUGAUGCUAAGGAGUGAGAGAGAUUAUCAGGCUGCUUUGGGAUGUCAUCGAAAAGUCCUUCUCAAUCGUCCUGUUUACAUUUUUCCAAUUUCAAGAAAGUCAAUGUUGAAAAUAAUUGAUUAUUGUGAGAGGAAAAGAUCACAGGACAGAGAUCAUUCUGGACAGGCCAUACCAGAAAAAAGUUAUCGGGAAGAUCAUUCUGGCCCUAGGAUGUGUGUUUAUGUAAGGAAUUUUCCAUUUGAUGUGUCAAAAAUUGAAGUGCAAAAGUUCUUUGAGAGAUUUGAUGUUGAUGAAGAAGAUAUUUACUUGCUCUGUGAUGACAAAGGAGUUGGGCUGGGAGAAGCAUUAGUGAAGUUUAAAUCUGAAGAAGAAGCCAUGAAAGCAGAAAAUUUAAAUCGUCGAAGAUUCUUGGGAACGGAGGUAUUAGUAAGACUUAUAUCUGAAGAGCAGAUGGAAAAGUUUGGUGUAACUGUACCAUUCUCUGCACCAAAUGAAAUGCAGGAUCAUUCACAUCCAUAUGACAGAGGUGAGCUUUCCCGUCCAGUUGGUUCACCAUCUGGGCCACCACAAGGGCCACCAAUGCAUUCAUUUGGUCCUCCUGGGAACUUUAGGCAUCCUUCUGAAUUUAGGCACCCUCCUGAGGACUUCAUGGGCCCUCCUAAGGAUUUUAGAGGUCCGCCACCCCUCAUGGAUUUUGGUGGUGACAGUGAACAUUUUGGCAGAAUGGAGUUUGGGAAUAAUAAAAUGGGAAGUUUUCCUGAAGGAAGAUUUAUGCCGGAUCCAAAUUUCAGUGGUGGUUCUGAACGUGUUGUUCCUAUUCGAUUGAAAAAUUUACCUUUUAAAGCUACUCCUAAUGAGAUUCUGGAUUUUUUCUAUGGCUACAGAGUGAUACCAGAGUCAGUUUCUGUACAGUAUAAUGAACAAGGAUUACCUUCGGGUGAUGCCAUCGUCGCUAUGACAAACUAUGAGGAAGCUAUGGCUGCUAUUAAUGAACUGAAUGAUAGGCCAAUUGGUCCACGGAAAGUUAAGUUGAGCUUGCUGUAAAGGAGGAAAAGAUACUCUAGAAUAAAACAUUCUAGAUUUGACAGUAUUGGCGGUUAUUUUCACUUUUUUAAUUACUGGAAGAUGCAGAAGAAACAGUUUCCAUCAACGGUUGUAAAUAAUAUCUAGUUCAGUUGUUUAGCUACUGGUUGAAAUAUCUAUAUGGUUAAGAUAUGAGAACUGUAUUGUGCCUAGUUCUUGUGGCAGAGAAGAGCCCAGAAAUUCUGGAGGACAUUGAAUGUCUUUACAUCAAGGUAUAAAAGCAUGGAGUUGUAAUGCUUUGGGUUUUUUUUAGUUUGCUUUGAUUCCACAUCCCAUGACUUUGCAUCAAAUAAAAAUGCAAGUGCUGGCUAACUGGCCACAUAGACGGUUCAAAUGGAAGAACUACCUGCAUUAGUAAAUAACAUUUCUUACUGCGGUUAGCUUAAUAAAAUUAAAAAAUAAGUGUUGUGGUUUUUUUUUUUUGUAUAAACUGUUCAGGGUUUUUUUUGGUUUCAUGUGGUUUCAGGCAUUCCUAUUAAAAAAAGAAAAAAGAGCUUCCUGUUCACAUUAGCUGGCUUUGCAAAGUUUUUUUUAAUAAAAAAGAAAUUGCCAUUAAA
Messenger RNA from Pterocles gutturalis (yellow-throated sandgrouse), 2957 nucleotides. It is a transcript of the gene RBM12B, whose product is annotated as RNA binding motif protein 12B. Gene Ontology annotation, molecular function: RNA binding. The record is from RefSeq and is a predicted model, not a curated record. The transcript is spliced from 2 exons. Gene Ontology annotation, cellular component: nucleoplasm; ribonucleoprotein complex. NCBI's taxonomy places the organism in Eukaryota, Metazoa, Chordata, Aves, Pterocliformes, Pteroclidae. The coding region runs from base 262 to 2361 and encodes 699 amino acids. Gene Ontology annotation, biological process: regulation of RNA splicing.